Molecule: messenger RNA, 351 nt
Organism: Aspergillus alliaceus
Lineage: Eukaryota; Fungi; Ascomycota; Eurotiomycetes; Eurotiales; Aspergillaceae
Exons: 1
Coding region: 115-303 (62 amino acids)
Source: RefSeq, a predicted model, not a curated record
ACUUUGAUCACUUGGUUUACCAGUUCUGAGCAAGCCGUGUCACGAAUCCUUUUUGUUACGAUGUACAAUAUUCAUUAUUAUCAGCCUGUACGAUCACUAUGAGAUGACGUCUGCAUGUCCCUUGAGAUUUCUUUAUUUCUUUUUUACUUUCUGAUUUGCAUCAUGUGUGUGUUGUUGGAGAUGUACAAAUGGAGGGUUGUACAGUAUAACCAGACAUGUAUAAAUAGUCCAUAUAAUGAACAGCGAGGUCACAGCAUUUCCGAUCAUCUGUGUGUUUUUUUCCUUAGAAGCUAUAGCUCUUGACAGCUCCCUUUCCGCCCCGGUCCAAGCUCCCGCUUACUUAGUAGCUUC